Messenger RNA from Pieris brassicae (large cabbage white), 11205 nucleotides. It is a transcript of the gene CadN, whose product is annotated as neural-cadherin. Bases 109 to 9165 code for a protein of 3018 amino acids. The transcript has 22 exons. Gene Ontology annotation, cellular component: catenin complex; plasma membrane. Gene Ontology annotation, biological process: homophilic cell-cell adhesion. The record is from RefSeq and is a predicted model, not a curated record. Gene Ontology annotation, molecular function: calcium ion binding; cadherin binding. Lineage: Eukaryota; Metazoa; Arthropoda; Insecta; Lepidoptera; Pieridae.
UCGCGUACGGGCCGUGUUUUACGAAACGGAAUAUUUUACUACACCGAUCUCAAAAAACAAACAUCGAUCCCGUAUGUGGAAAUGUUUGGAUAAGUGCCUAUUCAUCUAAUGAGAGCCAUGGCGCGCAUAGUAGUGGCUGGAGGAGCAUUGCUCUACAUCCUUAGUAUAGCGGUAGAGACCAGUGCUCUCAUUCUUCUACCGCACGACGUUCGCCCUGGGCACGCCGUUCGCCAUUUCACUGGAAACCACACUCGCUACACCCUUCUCGACCCUGAAUUCACGUCAUAUUUCACCCUUUUGGAUGAUGGCUUACUUAUGACUACAGCUGAUCUCACACCACUCUUGAAUCAACCAUUAAACCUAGCCAUCUUGGAAAGAACACCGUAUAGCAGUUCAGCACAUUCAUUACACUUGUUAGUUAUGGAUCGUAGAAAAAUGCUCAGUUUUACUACAAUCAAUGGCCUUCGUGGAGAGAUCCCAGAAAAUUCACCUGAAGGCACAGUGGUAGACUUGCCACCGAUAAGAGCGACUGCCCUCCUUAAUAUUGGCCGUAUUGCUUACAAAAUCAUUAAGGGAAAUGAUGAUUCUACCUUCGCUCUACGAGAUAAAGAUACAGGGCCAAACUAUGACCUAAAAUCAGUCGUUACUGAAGGUGACGUGGAAAUAGUGGCUUUGCGACCUCUUGACUCUGAAACUAAAAAUCUUUAUGAUUUUACAAUUCAGGCAACCGAUUUACAUGGAGUGAGUAAAGCUAGUUUGCCAAUUACAGUUAGCGUAUUGAAUGAAAACGACCACGAGCCGGUAUUCGAUCAAGAAUUGUAUUAUUUCACUGUUAAUGGGACUCUUGAUAAGAAUGUAAACAAUGGUACAGCACAUUGGCCAAGAUUUUCUAACAUUGGUAUAGUUCACGCCUCUGAUUCUGAUGGUGAUCGUGUCUACUAUUCAAUAAAAACUCCAACUAAUUUAGCUGUCAUUGUACCACAAACUGGAGAGUUAAUACUCGCAGGAGAACCAGAUGGUUAUGAUGCUGAAUUGUUAGUAAUAGCCCAUGAUGUUGGAACGCCUUCUAAAAAGAGUAAACCGGCUCAAGUAUUUCUGGAAUUUGUGGUUCGGGAAGAAAGAGAAUUGCCAACUCUUCACCGAGAGAAGCGGCGUGUAACACGCGCUGUUCGGCCCACUAAAAGGAUAGAAUUCACUGAAGCUGACGGUGAAGUAGAAGGGCGUGCAGUUUUCACACUGGAAAAGGAAACCGACCGCGAAACCUUUAAAAUUCGAGAUGAAAAUCCGUGGGUUACAGUGGAACCGAGUGGUGUUGUGAAAGUUAAAAAGAAGUGGGACUUUGAAGAGCUUGGACCUGAGAAAACUAUCGACUUCUGGGUGACUAUCACGAAUGCCGGAAAUGGAGUGGCCUUGAAAUAUACAGACAACCAGCGCGUGAUCAUUCACGUAAAAGACGUGAACGAUGAGCCUCCAUACUUCAUCAACCGGCCGCUGCCAAUGCAGACUGUGGUCCAACUCAAUGCAGCCCCCAACACACCAGUCUUUACUCUUCAAGCGAGGGAUCCUGAUACAGAUCACAACAUCCACUACUUCAUAGUCAGAGAUAGAACUGGAGGGAGAUUCGAGGUUGAUGAGCGGUCAGGUGUCGUCCGUACGAGGGGAACUGAUCCAUUUCAACUAGACAUGGAGUAUGUGCUGUAUGUGAAAGCGGAAGAUCAGAGUGGUCGUGUAGAUGAAAGGCGGUUCCAGUCAACGCCCGAAGAACGGCUUAGCAUAGUUGGUGGAAAGCGAGCUCCACAAUUCUACUUGCCGAGUUAUGAAGCGGAAAUUGCGGAAAAUCAGAAAAAAGAUUCUGAUAUAAUUUCGGUAAAAGCGAAGUCAUUCGCUGACCGUGAAAUCCGUUAUACGCUGAAGGCUCAGGGGCAAGGAGCAGGAACAUUCAACAUUGGUCCUACAUCUGGUAUCGUGAAGCUAGCUAAAGAAUUAGAUUUCGAAGACCUGAGACAACCGCAUGUGUACUCUCUGGUGGUCACCGCGACAGAAGAUUCAGGAGGAUUUUCCACAUCUGUUGAUUUAACAAUACGCGUCUCUGACGUCAAUGAUAACGCUCCGAAGUUCGAGUUACCAGACUACCAAGCACACAACGUCGAUGAGGACAUUCCGCUGGGCACAAGCAUCCUUAAAGUUAAAGCUAUGGACGCUGACUCUGGGAAGAACGCGGAGAUUGAAUAUUUAGUUUCAGAUGAUCACUUCAGUGUCGAUUCAAACGGAAUCAUCACUAACAACAAGCAGUUGGAUGCUGACAAUAACAACGCUUACUACGAGUUUGUGGUAACAGCAAAGGAUAAGGGAGAACCAGCAAAAACUGGAACGGCUACAGUUAGAGUAUAUACGAAGAACAAGAACGAUGAAGAACCUAAAUUUUCUCAACAAGUAUAUACGCCUAAUGUAGAUGAAAAUGCAGGUCCCAAUACUUUGGUCACCACUGUUGUUGCGUCAGAUAAAGAUGGGGAUAAUGUUCGCUUUGGUUUCGUCGGAGGUGGCACGAGCUCAGGCCAAUUCGUAAUUGAAGAAAUAACUGGAGUCAUACGAUUACACAAUAAAGCUAUAUCGUUGGACAGAGAUAAGUAUGAGCUGAAUGUCACAGCUUUGGAUGAUGGCGCAUGUUGUGUUAACGGUGAUGCGACCAUACACACGUCUACUGCAGUCGUCGUAGUAUUUAUUACUGAUGUAAAUGAUAACAAGCCGAUUUUUAAGGAUUGUCCAACGUAUUUCCCUAAAGUCGAAGAAGGUGCACCGAAUGGUAGUCCUGUGAUAAAAGUACACGCCACGGACGAAGAUAAAGGAGUUAAUGGUCAAGUCAAAUAUUCCAUUGUACAGCAACCAAAUCAAAAGGGUACAAAAUUCACGGUUGACGAAGAAACAGGUGAAGUGUCCACGAACAAAGUGUUCGAUAGGGAAGGGGAUGAUGGGAAGUUUGUUUCAGUUACAGUCAAAGCUACAGAUCAAGGGGACCCAUCGUUGGAAGGCGUCUGUUCCUUCACCGUUGAAAUCACCGAUGUCAACGAUAAUCCACCUUUGUUCGAUCGACAAAAAUACGUCGAGAACGUAAAACAAGAUGCUAGUAUAGGCACAAAUAUCUUAAGAGUAUCAGCAUCUGACGAAGAUGCUGAUAAUAAUGGAGCGAUCGUUUAUACUUUGAGCGCUCCUUAUAAUCCAGCUGACAUAGAAUACUUUGAGAUCCAACCUGAAUCAGGAUGGAUAGUCUUAAAGAAACCGUUAGACCGAGAGACGUACAAGUUGGAGGCUAUGGCUCAAGACAAGGGCUUCCCGCCCUUGUCCAGAACCGUGGAGGUCCAGAUAGACGUAGUGGAUCGCGCAAACAAUCCCCCCGUUUGGGACCACACAGUUUACGGCCCGAUCUACAUUCGAGAGAAUAUGCCCGUCGGUGGCAGAGUGGUGUCCGCUAAAGCAAGCUCCGGCAUUGAAAACAACCCAACCGUAUUUUACCGGCUGAUGCCCGGCUCCACGGCUCAAACGAACAAAUUCCACACUUUCUAUUUACAACAAAGAGCUGAUAAUGGAUUUACUUGGGCCGAUAUUAAAGUGAAUCAUCCCUUGGACUAUGAGAGCAUUAAGGAAUACAAUUUGACAAUACGAGUCGAGAACAACGGAGCGCAGCAACUAGCGUCAGAGACAACAGUAUAUAUUAUGCUUGAAGAUGUCAACGAUGAGAUUCCUUUAUUCACUGAGCGAGAACAAGAGACGGUGCUUGAAGGGGAACCCAUAGGUACCAAGGUCACGCAGGUCAACGCUAUUGACAAGGACGGGACUUUCCCAAAUAACCAGGUGUAUUACUACAUUGUGGACUCGCCGCGCAACGAAGGCAAGGACUUCUUCGAGAUCAGCAUGCAGACUGGAGAAAUCUUCACAAAAGUGGUGUUUGACAGAGAAAAGCAAGGCGCUUACGCUUUGGAAGUAGAGGCAAGAGAUGGAGCCCCUUCAGCGCGACCGAAUUCAGAGAACCAGCCGAAUUCAGUGACAAAAUUCAUCCGUAUUGGAAUAGCAGACAAGAAUGACAACCCGCCGUAUUUCGAUAAGGAGCUGUACGAAGCUGAGGUCGACGAAAAUGAAGAUAUACAACACACUGUUCUCACAGUCACCGCCAAAGAUCACGACGAAUCGUCGCGUAUUCGAUAUGAGAUCACGAGCGGGAACAUAGGUGGAGCUUUCGCCGUCAAAAACAUGACUGGCGCCAUCUACGUUGCAGGAGCUCUAGACUAUGAAACAAGGAAACGGUAUGAGCUGAGGUUGGCUGCAUCCGACAACUUAAAGGAAAACUACACAACAGUUGUGAUUCACGUCAAGGAUGUCAACGAUAAUCCGCCAGUGUUCGAGAGACCCACAUACCGAACCCAAAUCACAGAAGAAGAUGACCGCAAUCUACCCAAACGCGUCCUUCAGGUUACUGCUACCGAUGGCGAUAAAGACCGUCAACAAAAUAUCGUUUAUUUCUUGACGGGGCAGGGUAUUGAUCCUGAUAACCCGUCGAAUAGCAAAUUUGAUAUAAACCGAACCACAGGAGAAAUAUUUGUUCUAAAGCCUUUAGACCGUGACCAGCCAAACGGAAGACCUCAGUGGAGAUUUACAGUUUUUGCUCAAGACGAAGGAGGCGAAGGACUGGUCGGUUAUGCCGAUGUUCAAGUCAAUCUUAAAGAUAUCAACGAUAAUGCUCCCAUUUUCCCUCAAGGUGUUUACUUCGGAAACGUGACUGAAAAUGGAACUGCUGGAAUGGUUGUUAUGACAAUGACGGCUAUUGAUUAUGAUGAUCCUGCGGAAAGUAACAAUGCUAAGCUCUGGUACUCUAUAGAGAAAAAUGUUAUUGAAGAAGAAACUGGGUCUCCCAUAUUUGAAAUUGAACCUGAAACUGGUGUUAUAAAAACGGCCGUUUGUUGUUUAGACCGUGAAAGGACACCGGAUUAUUCUAUACAAAUAGUAGCUUCAGAUGGAGGGGGGUUAAAGGGUACUGGUACAGCAUCCAUUCGCGUUAAAGAUAUAAAUGAUAUGCCACCACAAUUUACAAAAGACGAAUGGUUUACUGAAGUAGAUGAAACAGAUGGUACUAAUCUUCCUGAAAUGCCUAUUCUUACUGUUACCGUUCAUGACGAAGACGAGACAAAUAAAUUUCAAUAUAAAGUUAUCGAAAAUAGUGGGUAUGGUGCUGAUAAGUUUACUAUGGUUAGAAAUAAUGACGGAACCGGGUCACUAAAAAUUGUACAACCCUUAGAUUAUGAGGAUCAAUUACAAAGUAAUGGUUUUAGGUUUAGAAUUCAAGUUAACGAUAAAGGUGAAGACAACGACAAUGACAAAUAUCAUGUAGCUUAUUCGUGGGUAGUAGUAAAGUUAAGAGAUAUAAAUGACAAUAAACCCCAGUUUGAUAGAGCAAAUAUUGAAGUAUCAGUUUAUGAAAACGCAGAGGUUGGAAAGAGUUUAGAAACCUUUAAAGCAACUGAUCCUGAUCAAGGAGGUAAAAGUAAAGUUUCCUAUGCAAUCGAUAGAUCUUCGGAUAGAAAACGUCAGUUCUCAAUAAACCAAGAGGGAACUGUAAGUAUACAGCGGUCUUUAGAUAGAGAAGAAACACCUAGGCAUCAAGUUAAAAUAUUAGCCAUUGAUGAUGGUCUGCCACCAAGAACUGCAACUGCUACGCUAACAGUUAUAGUGCAAGAUAUAAAUGAUAACGCACCUACAUUUUUAAAGGAUUAUAGACCUGUAUUAACUGAACAUAUAACUCCUAAAAAGGUUGCUGAAAUCUUAGCUACUGAUGAUGAUGACAGAUCAAAGAGCAAUGGUCCGCCAUUCCAAUUCAGACUAGACCCAGGUGCUGAUGAUAUUAUCAGAGCUUCCUUUAAAGUUGAACAAGAUCAAAAGGGUGCUAAUGGUGACGGAAUGGCUAUCGUAUCAUCGUUAAGAUCCUUUGAUAGAGAACAACAAAAGGAGUACCUUAUUCCUAUCAUUAUUAAAGAUCACGGUAAUCCUGCAAUGACUGGAACAAGCACUUUAACGGUUGUGAUUGGUGAUGUGAAUGACAAUAAAAUGCAACCUGGUUCUAAAGAUAUACUUGUGUACAGUUACCAAGGUCAAGCUCCAGAUACUGAAAUAGGUAGAGUAUAUGUCUAUGAUCUUGAUGACUGGGAUUUGCCAGACAAAAAGUUCUUUUGGGAAAGUACUGAACACCCUAAUUUCACCUUAAAUGAAGAAACUGGUAUGAUACAAAUGAAGCAUAAAACUCGAGAAGGUCGAUAUCACUUGAAAUUCAAAGUUUAUGAUCGAAAACACACGCAAACUGAUGUACCUGCAAACGUUACAGUUUAUGUAAAAGAAAUAUCGCAUGAUGCUAUUAUAAACUCAGGAUCAAUACGAAUGUCGGGAAUAUCGGAUGAAGACUUUAUAAGAGUAUGGAAUUAUAAAACAUUAAGCGUUUCGAGAAGCAAGUUGGAUAUAUUUAAAGAUAAAUUGGCAGAUUUAUUGAACACGGAAAGAGAAAAUAUCGAUGUAUUCAGUGUACAGCUCAGGAAAAAACAUCCACCAGUUACAGAUAUUCGCUUUUCCGCUCAUGGAGCACACUAUUAUAAACCAAUUCGACUUAAUGGUAUAGUUUUAAUGCAUAGAGAAGAAAUCGAAAGAGCUGUUGGAAUAAAUAUAACAAUGGUUGGAAUUGAUGAAUGUUUAUAUGAAAAUCAUGCAUGCGAGGGUUCCUGUACUAAUGUUCUCGAUAUAAGUAACUUACCUUACAUGGUGAAUGCAAAUAAAACCGCACUUGUAGGAGUUCGUGUUGAUGUUCUUGCAGAAUGCACAUGUGGCGCAAGAAAUUUCACUCAAGCAGAAACAUGCCGUAAUUCCCCUUGCUAUAACGGAGGGAGAUGUAUAGAAGGUAAAUAUGGAUUAACAUGUUCUUGUCCUCCGGGUUACACCGGUCCAAGGUGUCAACAAACGUCACGCAGUUUCAGAGGCACUGGAUGGGCAUGGUAUCCGUCUUUAGAAAUGUGCGAUAGCUCCCACUUAAGCUUCGAGUUCAUAACUAGAAAGUCAGAAGGUGUACUUUUAUAUAACGGCCCAAUUGUACCACCGGAACCCGAAGAAAUUAUGGUAUCGGACUUUAUAUCGGUAGAGUUAGAGAGAGGCAACCCAAGAUUACUUAUAGAUUUCGGAUCUGGCACGCUGGAACUCAGAGUAAAAACUAAAAAGCCUUUAGAUGAUGGAGAAUGGCAUCGCUUAGAUAUAUUCUGGGAUACUGAAAAUGUAAGAAUGGUUGUAGAUUUCUGUAGAUCUGCUGAUGUACAAGAGAUGGAGGAUGGUACACCUCCGAAUUUUGAUGAUUCAACCUGUCAAGCUACGGGAACUAUUCCUCCUUUUAAUGAAUACUUAAACGUUAAUGCACCACUUCAAAUUGGAGGUCUGUAUAUCGAACACUUUGACCCUACUCAUUAUCAUUGGCAGUUUAUGCCUAUUGGUAAAGGAUUUGAUGGGUGUAUAAGAAACCUCAUUCACAACAGUAAACUAUAUGACCUGGCUCAUCCUGGACUUUCAAGAAAUUCAGUUGCUGGCUGUCCCCAAACAGAAGAAAUAUGUAAUCAAGCAGAUACUACAUCUAGAUGUUGGGAACAUGGUACUUGUGUGGGUAGCUUCUCUGAAGCGAGAUGUCAAUGCCAACCUGGUUGGACAGGACCAUCGUGUAAUUUGCCAACUACGCCUACUAGCUUUAGGCCUCAAAGCUACGUGAAGUUUGCUUUAAGUUUUGAACCUGACCGAUUUAGUACUCAGAUUCAACUUCGAUUCAGAACGCGUGAGCCUCACGGUGAACUUUUUAGAGUAAGCGACCAACAUAACCGAGAAUAUGGCAUACUGGAAGUUAAGGAAUCACGACUGCACUUCAGAUUUAACUUGAACUCUUUGCGAACUGAAGAACGAGAUGUUUGGUUAAAUUCAGUAGCUGUAGAUGAUGGACAAUGGCAUAUUGCCCGCGUAAGCCGAUACGGUAGUGCCGCUACACUAGAAAUAGAUGGUGGAGAGGGUAGAAGAUAUAACGAAACCUUUACAUUUGAGGGCCACCAAUGGCUUUUAGUAGAUAAACAAGAAGGUGUGUAUGCUGGCGGUAAAGCAGAAUAUACUGGAGUAAGAACAUUCGAAGUCUAUGCUGAUUUCCAAAAAGGAUGCUUGGAUGAUAUACGCUUAGAAGGCAAACAUCUACCGUUGCCUCCGGCAAUGAACGGUACUCAGUGGGGACAAGCAACUAUGGCAAGAAACUUGGACCGCAACUGCCCGUCUAAUAGCCCUUGUAUCAACGUUCACUGCACGGAACCGUUUGUAUGCGUGGACCUGUGGAACGAGUACGAAUGCACUUGCGGUGAGGGUUUGGUAUUGUCAACGGACGGUAAAGGUUGCGUUGACAAGAAUGAGUGUCUCUACUUCCCGUGCCGCAACGGCGGCUCCUGUGUCAACCGGGAGCCCGGCUACCGCUGUCAUUGCCCUGAAGGGUUUUGGGGCGAGAACUGCGAGCUUGUCCAAGAGGGCCGCACGCUCAAACUCAGCAUGGGCGCUCUCGCGGCGAUUCUCGUCUGCCUUCUAAUAAUAAUGAUUCUGGUUCUGGUAUUCGUGGUAUACAAUCGUCGGCGAGAGGCUCACAUCAAGUACCCUGGCCCCGAUGAUGAUGUGCGGGAGAACAUCAUCAACUACGACGACGAAGGAGGUGGUGAGGACGACAUGACGGCCUUCGACAUCACUCCUCUACAAAUACCUAUUGGGGGACCGCUCCCAGAUCAUGUUCCAACCAAAUUACCUUAUCCUCUGAUGAGUGUUGGCCUAGGAGUUGGUCCAAUGGGUGUAACCGUGGCUCCACCACUCGGCGUUUCCUUGCCCGGCGAGACUAAUGUUGGAAUGUUCAUUGAGGACCAUAAAAGGCGGGCGGAUAGUGACCCUAAUGCCCCACCUUUUGAUGACCUGAGGAACUACGCCUAUGAGGGCGGCGGCAGCACUGCUGGAUCGUUGUCUUCGUUGGCUUCUGGCACUGAUGAUGAGAAUCACGAAUACGGCUACCUUACUGCAUGGGGCCCUCGCUUCGACAAGUUGGCUGACCUCUACGGACCCGAACUUGACGAACAACUGUAGAUUUGCAAAUAGUUCGAACGGACUUCCCGCGCCUAAAAACAUCGCGCAGAUUAGUCAAUUGUCUCCCUUAUUUUAACUACGACAGGGAGUGAUGAGUUUUUGUUACAGUCUAGGCAAUUCGAUACGCACCUGUCGCGUGGGCUGUGCUCACUAUCAAUUAUUUAAAUUUAUUAAACGUGUUAGCUUAAGAGCGUUGACGUACUCUACGUCGCUACGUAUAAUCUUCACCAAAUAUUUGAUAUAAGUUUUUAUUCGUGUUAGCCAUAAACAUUAUGAGUCAGUAUUUUAUUGGAAGUUGGAAUAAUGGAUUUCUGCUGGAGGGCCAUAAGCGAAUAAUGGGUGUUUGUAGAUAGUGUGCUAUAAAUGUGAAUAAUUUAUACGAGUAUUUUGUAAGUCCGCAGCUUUACGUGAUAUCUCUCAGCUUACGGCCCUUCCGCAACAAAUCGAUACCUACUAUGAAAAUAUAUGUUAUAUUUUAUAUUAAUAAUAGUAUUUAAUAAAAUUCGUACAGACGUCGAGUUUAUAAUGCUCAUUCGGUAUGAAAUAAUCGCCGGGGGAUGUACAUAUAAUUAUUUAAAAACCUACCCCUAUUAGUUUUAAUAAAAAUCGACAACUCUAUUCGAAUAUGUUCGUAAGUGUACAGUAACUGGUGUUCCUCUCCGAAAGUCUCCAUUUGUAGCGUAGUGUGUAGAUUACCUGUAAGCCUGCGGGCUCGUUGAGAAUUAAUAAAAUACUUAGAUUAACGGUGGGGUGUUACUGUCGAGCGUCGUAAGAGCGACAACACCUGAGGUGUUUGCGAGUGGAGUGAUUGUGGCUCGCAGAAGUCAGCCGUCCGCUACUCACAAGACGCAACACUCUGUCAGCACCGUCUCAGGCAGUAACGGACGAAGGACUCUGCACGGAUAUGGAUGAGACAGUGCCAAUUUAUGCAUACAUGUCGAUGCAGCUAAUAUGAUAAGUGUUUGCACUUUAUUUAUUCAUAUAUUUACGUAUAAAUUUAGUCGCACCUAGGAAAAUAUCAAUAACUUACUAAGAGUGUUGUGCUAGAUUUAUGUUAUCGAUUUUGACGUGAGAUAGUCGACGGAACCGUUAGAAGUCACUAAUUUAAAUCUAAUUUAUAAGAAUUUAUAGUAAAAUUAAAAUUAUUAAAGGUUUCGCAAAUACUGUCUCACUUCGACAUCGAAUUAGGAUCAGUGUAAAUUUUAGAAUAUAUUGAUUAUUGUGUUAAAAUGACUGAUUUUUAUUAUUCGUUUGAAAGCCUAAGAUUGCGUAGACUCGGUUAUUUCUUUACUUAAUAUAGACUCCAACAUCUACUGUAAGAACACUCUAGUUUGCACCCAAGACGAAUAUUCAGGUCUCAAUAAAGCAAUUCUCGUUAAUUACUAUUCUUGUAAGUAGACGUUUAGUAGUUAGUCCGAGAUUGAUAUUCUAGGUUUUAUUGUUCUUUUAAAAUAUCAUUACACUGCCAGUAAUCAUAGACGAAGUACGAUAGGUUUUGGUCCGAUUUUAUAUUUUUCUUGUAUACAUUAAUAUUGUAAUUACCUACAUUUAAGUUUUUGAACUUUUUUAUAAUGAACGUGAUGCUCCGCUUUCAACUGAUUCGUGCUAAAAAUGCACAAACUCUUGAUUUAGCCUCUGCGUUGUCUCGAAACGUGUACCUUUAAAAUUUACUACGUUUAUACCAAAGAUACUUAUGUCUGUAUAUAUCCAAUGCUGUUGUCAUGUUUCCGGCAAAAUUACUGUUGUUUACAUUAAAGCGAAAUCGUUUGUGUUCAGAAUUUAUGCAUGAGUAACGUUCGUUGCAGCUGCCGCAGCUUUUAAAGAUAGGUACACACGACGCACUCUAGAUAAUAUUUUGAUAAUUACAGUAAGUACACUAAUUAAGACGGCAGAGCACACAAUUCCAGUACAAACAAUUAAAUGCGGAAAUGACAUCGUACACCUAAUUUUAUUUUAGACAUUAAUUAAACCUAAAUAGUUAUGUUUUGUUUCAACUGUGAUUAUUUAGUUGUACAACUCUAAAAUUACAAUAAAGAAUAA